Messenger RNA from Penicillium oxalicum, 486 nucleotides. Its product is annotated as TRAPP subunit BET5. The record is from RefSeq and is a predicted model, not a curated record. The transcript is spliced from 5 exons. Gene Ontology annotation, biological process: endoplasmic reticulum to Golgi vesicle-mediated transport. NCBI's taxonomy places the organism in Eukaryota, Fungi, Ascomycota, Eurotiomycetes, Eurotiales, Aspergillaceae. The coding region runs from base 1 to 486 and encodes 161 amino acids. Gene Ontology annotation, cellular component: TRAPP complex.
AUGACUGUCUAUUCUUUCUAUAUUUUCGACCGCCACGCGGAAUGCAUCUACAAACGGCGUUGGCUACCUCGCCCGGCUUCAAUUGCGGGAAAGUCUGGGCAAGGUGCAGUUUCGGGUGCAUCGACAGGUGGCGGGCAGACAGUGCGAGCAACAGACGAUGAUUCCAAGCUGGUGUUUGGCACGGUAUUUUCGCUGCGAAACAUGGUCCGCAAGCUCGGCGGCGACGAUGACAACUUUGUCUCUUUCAGCACCAGCCAGUAUAAGUUGCACUAUUACGAAACUCCGACCAACAUCAAGUUUGUCAUGUUAACCGACACCAAAAGCCCGAGUAUGCGCAUCGCACUUCAACAGAUUUACAUCAAUCUCUACGUCGAAUACGUGGUGAAGAACCCUCUUUCUCCGGUGGAACAUCCCGGUGGCAUUGGUGUCAACAACGAGCUCUUCGAGGAGUCUUUGGAGCAGUUUGUGACUCGCGUUCUUUCGUGA